AUGUCUAAUCCCAUGCUUGGUUGCCAGAUUGCUCCGCAGUAUCACCACGGAUAUGACUCCAGCUCGUCCAGCGAGUCAGACAUUGGAGAGCAUGUGCUCACAACAACCGACUCCGCUCGCGUACAGCAGCAGGCCGCCCCCUUCGAGCGCGAGACGAACCACGGUAUCAACUCUGCUUUAGUAAGGCCGACGGUACUACAGCGUGACCGCACGAAGAGCAGUCGCCGAAUCGAAUUCGAUCAGAAGCCUGUUGGAUUCUUCCACUCGUCCAUGGCUGGCGUCAGACUACACGUGAUCAAACUCUGGCUCCGCACCAACCUGAUCCUCGCCGUCGCAAUCAUGACUUUCUUGUGUCUCUUUUGGGGUGCUUUGUUCCGUCAGAAGGCGAAUGUUACCAACCUGAGCGUCUGGGUUGUCGACUUCGACGGUCAACCGCCUUAUACAGAAAUCACACCUUUCGUCGGUCCAUUCGUCACUCAGGCCAUUCGCAACAUCGUUGAUGACGGUGGUGUGGUUCCGGGCUAUACUUUUGCUGCACCCGGCGACUUCGACAACGAUCCACUCGAAGUACGAGACAGUGUUUACGACUUCCACGCCUGGGCAGCCGUCGUGAUCAACCCCAAUGCAACAGCAAUGCUCGAGGCUGCAGUGAGGCAGGGCAACGCGAGUUAUGAUCCGUUGGGCGCUUGCCAGAUCACUUAUAACUCUGCGCGUGACCAGACUACGUCCUCGACUUAUAUCGUACCCAGUAUGAACACGCUCCAAAAGCGUGUCGUGACGGAUUUCGGUCGCGCGUGGAUCGCACAUCUCCUCAAGGAUAACGUUUCAGUUAUCGACAUGCACGUCGACGUUUCGCCCCAGGCUCUUACCCCGGGCAUUGAAUUCACAGUCUAUGAUCUGCGUCCCUUUGGACCACCUAUCGCGACACCCGCGGUCAGUAUAGGCUUGAUCUACUUAAUCAUCAUCUCCUUUUUCAGCUUUACGUUCUUUCUACCCAUUCAUCUAAAGUACCUCUCGCCUAGAGGUCAUCCACCGCUGCACUUCUACCAGCUCAUCGUGUGGCGCUACGUUGCAACUGUCGCAUCCUACUUUCUACUUUCACUCGUCUAUUCUUUCGUCAGCCUCGCCUUUCUCAUGCCUAUGGACCGGCCCAAAGCAGCCCACGAUCAACCUGCUGAUAAUCCCAACGCAUACGGCAGCGGCACCUUCUUGGUAUAUUGGAUGGGCAACUGGAUCGGUAUGAUCGCGUUUGGUUUGGCCAGUGAGAAUAUGGCUAUGCUUCUAGGAACUCCUUGGACAGCCUUGUGGUUGAUUUUCUGGGUUAUCAGCAAUGUAGCAACUGGCUUCUACGCCCUUGAGCUAGCUCCAGGCUUUUAUCGCUGGGGUUAUGGAUGGCCUAUGCACAACGUCGUAGAGCUCACACGAUCCAUCUUGUUCGAUCUACACCCGCGCGUCGGCUUAAACUUUGGCAUUUUAUUCGCUUGGGUUAUGGCAGAUACUGUCCUUUUCCCACUCUGCUGCUAUUAUAUGAGAUGGAAUACAGCGCGAGUCAAGAAGAAUUCAGCCAAGGUUGAGGCGGACUGGCAUGCAAAAAUGACCAAGGAGAGAGAACAGCCUGGUUUGCUAGCAAGGGUCACUACUUUAGGUGACAAGAAGGGCUGA
Alternaria arborescens is the source of this 1662-nucleotide messenger RNA. RefSeq lists its product as hypothetical. The transcript has 2 exons. Lineage: Eukaryota; Fungi; Ascomycota; Dothideomycetes; Pleosporales; Pleosporaceae. Bases 1 to 1662 code for a protein of 553 amino acids. The record is from RefSeq and is a predicted model, not a curated record. Gene Ontology annotation, cellular component: membrane.